GUAAUUCUAAGUUUGUGGUUGGUCUGUGACUUGUCUUGGGUAGGCAAGUAGUAUAGUAUAGUAUUCAUUAUAAAAUGGCUUCCCAGGUUUGUCAAAACUAUCACCAGGAUUGUGAAGCUGCUGUCAACAAGCAGAUUAACCUGGAGCUCACUGCCUCCUAUCUCUAUCAGUCUUUGAUGUCGUACUUUGACCGGGAUGAUGUUGCCCUGCACCAUUUCUCCCACUUCUUCAAAGCUCAGUCCCAGGAGAAGCAGGAACAUGCAGAAAAGCUGCUGAAAUUCCAGAAUCAGCGUGGAGGCAGAGUCCUCCUGCAGGAUGUGAAGAAGCCAGAGAGGGAUGAGUGGGGUAACGGUCUGCAGGCAAUGCAGGUUGCCCUGGAUCUGGAGAAGAAUGUGAACCAGAGUUUGCUGGAUCUACACCAACUCGCCACUGCCCAGACUGACCCUCAUCUGUGUGACUUCCUGGAGACCCACUAUUUGGAUGAGGAGGUUGAGAUCAUCAAGCGACUUGGGGACUACAUCACCAACCUGAAGCGUCUGGGAGCUCCUGAGAAUGGGCUGGGAGAGUACCUGUUUGACAGGCUCUCGCUGGAGGACAGCAGUUAGUGGGGUCUGGGGUACUGUCUGCUUUUGUCUGAAUGCAUUACUGACUUCACCUGGACAAUCUGGCUUCCCCCACUCAGGAGGUGCAUGUUGGCAAGAAUGUAAUGGCUAUACCACCUGAAAUGGAAAUGAAUAAAAUCUUGCUUAUUGUCCAUCAUUCAGGCCACUGAUACUUCACUUGAAUUUGUUUGCAUCUCUGGAGAGCUUGACCAACAUUUUGCAAUUUGGUUCCUCACUGGACUAAACACCACACUAAAUGUCUCUCUUCUCUCUCCCCACACCCCAUUGGACAGGAUAACUAGAUGGGAGUUCUGUGACAUGUCUAAAACUCAAGUUCCCCUGACAAAAACUUGAAUGAGAUUGGGGAUUGCAGUCUUGUCAAACCUUUCUUUUGUCCAAGAAUUAUACCUUCCUGGACCUGAUGGGUACAAUUGUACCCAUGGAAACUUUGUGCAAGGAAGUUUCCAAACCACCUCAAGAUCAAGUCCAGGCAUCCAUUUCUAUAGACAUCCCACAUCUUUAAUUCCAUGUUCACUUCCAGAUUUGCCCAUCAAAUGUUCACCUCCACAUCAAUGUCUUUAUUCACUUUGGCAGUACUCCAUAAAUGACUACAUGAUCUGGGUGACAAGAUCUG
Messenger RNA from Chiloscyllium plagiosum (whitespotted bambooshark), 1236 nucleotides. The record is from RefSeq and is a predicted model, not a curated record. NCBI's taxonomy places the organism in Eukaryota, Metazoa, Chordata, Chondrichthyes, Orectolobiformes, Hemiscylliidae.